AGCCACGGUGUGCUGCGCAGCACGGUUAUUUUAGUUCGUGAUAGGCAGACGACAUUUUGUUUUGAUGUUGUGACGCAAGCAACUAGCAAAAGAAAAUGCCAUUGAACGCCGUAGGGUGGACCACGGAAGAGGAUGAAAAACUAAUUGAAUUAGUGGAACCCUAUAAGCAUCUAUAUUGUUGGUUGGCUCACUCAAGAAAGAAUAUUCUAGCGCGAGAAAAUACUUGGAAAAUAAUAUCAACACAAUUAUUUAAACCAGUUGAGGAAUGCAAGAAAAGAUGGAGAGGCCUUCGAGAUAGCUACACACGUAGCAAGAGAAUGGGAGCAAUACACAGGUCAAAAGUACCAAUAUAUGAGAAACUACAGUUCCUUAGUGCUAUGCCUUUAGACAUGGCAAUUGAGAUUGGGGAGGUGGAGAAUGGAGAACACAUAUUGAGUGACAGUCAAAUAAGUGAACAAGAAGUUGAAAAUGAGCAACAAGUUAUUAUGGAUGGUCAAGAAUAUUAUGAACAUGAUUAUGAGGUCACACUGGUUAACGGCUCAGAACACCAAGAAAUAGAUAUUAAACCACAAAUUAUAAAAAUAUUGCCAAAAACGGUUCAAAUGGAACAGAAUAUUCAACUGGAGCAGCCACCGAAAAAGGUUGGUAGAAAGAAUGCUGGAAGAAAAAGAUCAACACCAUUACCAAGGAACAUACCUCCCGUUAAAAUUCUACCAAAACCCAUGAUUAUGAGUGAGCCUAGACUAAUAAAAUGUGUGGAUGAUAGAAAGAGGCUCGAAGAGCGGUCGCAGGCCAUAGACAAGCUCAUAGAAAAAAUGCUUAAAGAAAACACAAAUGAAAUAGAUGUCUUCUUUAGAAGUAUGGCAGCGAGUGUGAAGAAAUUACAGCCAAACCUUAUUCCCAAAGUCAAAAUGGAAGUGUGCAAUGUUAUCGCGAAAUACGAAAUGCAGAGCUUCGAUAAAAAUUCGCAGAAUAUUUGAAUCAAUGAUGUAUGGUCGAACAAAAGUUGUAAAACUGGCAGGUCUAAAUACAGUAAAAUCUUUGUUCAAAUUGUUUAUUAUUAAAGAAAAUUGUACUUCACUGUACUGUAAGUACUAGGACAAGUAAAAAAAGUUUUUUAAAAACUGAUGUAUGACUUUUGUAUAGAGCAUCUGAAUCGGCCCAUUACUUUUUAAGAAAAAUGGUAACAAAGUAAAACUUAAAACACGAUUGUAGUGCAUCUAUAUAGACUGCCUAGGAGUGAUAUGUGUGUGUAAAAAAAACUAUUACGACAAAAAAAUAAUAAAUUUAUUGUAAUAGU
Pararge aegeria (speckled wood butterfly) is the source of this 1300-nucleotide messenger RNA. RefSeq lists its product as uncharacterized. The record is from RefSeq and is a predicted model, not a curated record. Bases 96 to 980 code for a protein of 294 amino acids. NCBI's taxonomy places the organism in Eukaryota, Metazoa, Arthropoda, Insecta, Lepidoptera, Nymphalidae. The transcript is spliced from 3 exons. Gene Ontology annotation, biological process: regulation of transcription by RNA polymerase II. Gene Ontology annotation, cellular component: transcription regulator complex; nucleus.